This is a messenger RNA of Colletotrichum godetiae, 717 nucleotides long. RefSeq lists its product as uncharacterized. The coding region runs from base 1 to 717 and encodes 238 amino acids. The record is from RefSeq and is a predicted model, not a curated record. The transcript is spliced from 3 exons. NCBI's taxonomy places the organism in Eukaryota, Fungi, Ascomycota, Sordariomycetes, Glomerellales, Glomerellaceae.
AUGGCUUCUUUCUUUUCACGGGCCAGGUUAGCGACCUUCUCCAAGUUCGCUGCAGGUACCGCCAUCGCAGGCGCCGCUAGCUUUCACCUCUGGACGCGUCAGUGCGCGUUUGACGACAACUUCACUCCAGCCAACGAUCCUCUCUUCAAACAUCCUCUUCUCAAAAAAGUUAAUCCGAAAAACAACCCCGACUUCCACGACUGUUGCUUCCGCACGGUCUCAUUUGACAAGCUGCGGCCGGAACUGGUAGAGGACGCUCUCGGUGGGGGCUCAAAACUUGUAGAGUCGUAUUCUGCCGGUGUUUGGGGACGAUAUGCCUUCAACAUUCAAAGGAAAAUCAUGGAGAUGGCUCGUAAGGAUGAGUCUAAUGCCGGAGACCUUUGGGAGAAUGAGGACCUGUUGAAAAGCACCUACCAGGCCGGCACAAUCUUUGCUGAUGACUUCAUCGUCAUUGAAAAGUCACCAAGCAGCAUCUUGCUGCGGGGCGGACUCUCCCCCAGAGUAGCCCCUGAUGGGCCUCGCGAGCUGGACAGCAUCAUCACGCUCGAUGCAGAGCUCGACCAUCAGGCUCGAGUCGUCAACUUCAAGCUCAAGUCGAUAUUGGUCGAUGGCACGAGCAACGGUAAAGGUGUCCCACUUGUUGGACCUGGAAUCUUCUUGCAUCAGCAGUACGCCAAGUUGUUGGUGACUGCUGGUGUUGACCACUGUGCUGUGUGA